UGGCAUUCUUGCUCUGUUUUUGAAACUGUGCGGUUGGUUGCCGGAACAACUCCGAUACAGAACAUUAAAUAUAACUAUAUAUAGCUCGAAAUCGAAAACGAAUCGAAUCGUAUUAAGCACUAUCUCUGAUUGCAAUACCGAUUCCAGUUCCGGUCACGGUCUCUCUCGCAAGUUGCAUUAGUAAUAUUGCAUUUCUUAUUCUUAUUUAACAAAAAAAAAUAUAAAUAUUUUUGAAAAAAAAAAAAGAAAAUUAAAGAAAGCAAUCUCUCACUCUCAGCCGAGUCUCAACAUAUGCUAUUAAAUAUCUUCCAUUAAAUUCUAUUUUGUAUCGAAAAAAGUGCUUGGGAGCCGUCCAACUCGAUUAUCGAGUCUACUCGAUACGCGCGACAGGAUCGAAGCCCGAAACCCCAACGGCCCGAUCCUGUAUUGGAAUCGUUAUCGAUUGAUCAAGGAUUAUCAUUACCGUUAUCGCCAUGAGUUUCCAUAAGAGCGACUCGCGGACGCCGCUGGCGCCCACAGAGUACACUAAAGUGCCCACGGUCGCCGCGGGCUACGGAGAAUCGAACGAGAAGCCCAAAGGCGGCAAAGGCGGUCAAUCCAAGUUCAUACGAUCGGACAUGGCUGAUGUGCCCGUCCAGCAGGCGGCUGGAUCCACCCUGCCUCUGGUGAUAACCCGGAAGAAAGGCGGCGAUGACUCCGAGGAUGGCAACUAUAAUCCGUUCGAGCACCGCAAAGUGGAGCAUCCCACAUCGGACCUCGAGACAUUUGUUCACCUGCUUAAAGGAUCCCUGGGCUCCGGAAUCCUUGCCAUGCCCAUGGCCUUCUCCCACGCCGGCCUGUGGUUUGGAUUGGUGGCCACCUUCGCCGUGGGCACUCUCUGCACCUACUGUGUCCACAUCCUGGUCAAGUGCGCCCACAUCCUGUGCCGGCGUCGCAAGAUCCCCAUGAUGGGCUUUGCCGAUGUGGCCGAGCAGGCCUUCCUAGACGGUCCUCCCAGCCUGAAUCGUUGGUCCCGCUUCAUCCGGUUUAUGGUAAACACGUUUCUGGUGAUUGAUCUGCUGGGCUGCUGUUGCAUCUACCUGGUGUUUGUGGCCACCAACGUGGAGCAGGUGGUGAAGGUCUACGUAGACAUGGAAUGGAGCAUCCGGAUAUGGAUCCUGGUUGUGACGGCCCCUCUGAUCCUGAUGUGUUUGGUGCGAAACCUUAAGUUCCUCACGCCCUUCUCGAUGAUCGCCAACAUCCUGAUGUUCGUUGGCAUUGUGAUCACCUUCAUCUACAUGUUCUCCGACCUGCCGGCUCCCGCCGAGCGUCCUGGCAUUGUGGCGCCUCCAGAGUGGCCGCUCUUCUUCGGCACUGUGAUCUUCGCUCUGGAGGGCAUCGGUGUAGUCAUGUCCUUGGAGAACGACAUGAAGAACCCCACUCACUUCAUUGGCUGCCCCUCGGUCCUCAACAUGGGCAUGGGUCUGGUGAUUGGACUGUACACCCUGGUGGGAUUCUUUGGCUUCCUGAAGUACGGACCCGAGACUCAGGCCAGCAUAACUCUGAAUCUGCCUUUGGAGGAUAAAUUGGCCCAAUCCGUCAAGCUGAUGAUUGCCAUUGCCAUCUUCUUCACCUUCACGUUGCAGUUCUACGUGCCAGUCACGAUCCUGUGGAAGGGAUUGGAGCACAAGAUCCGGCCGGAACGCCAGAACAUCAGCGAGUACGGUCUUCGUGUGGCUCUUGUGAUCCUGUGUGGAGGCAUUGCCGUGGCCCUGCCCAACCUGGGACCCUUCAUUAGCCUAAUCGGAGCCGUGUGCCUGAGUACGCUGGGCAUGAUCGUGCCGGCGGUGAUCGAGCUGGCCGUCUACCACGAGGAUCCGGGAUUCGGGCGCUUCAAGUGGCGGCUGUGGAAGAACUCCGGACUGAUACUCUUCGGUGUGGUGGGCUUCGUGGCCGGCACCUAUGUCAGCAUCCUCGAGUUCCACGCAGAGUUCAGCGGCAAACACUGAGAGCGGCACACGGUGCUCGGUGCUAUUCUAUGAUAUGCUAAUUUAAUUUAAAUUAGUCUUAAAUGAAACUCUUCUAAGCACAGGGAUGUCUAAGCUAAGUUUUUAACUAAUUUUAGGGCUAACCAAAGUUUUCUAGUACCCCUCGAAACCAUGAACCCCUCCGCUUUGGCCUUACCCUUCACCAUUCACCCGGCUUCCUUUUCGACCCCUUCCGCCGAUCCUGUCCUUGCCAUACCAAAAAGAAAGCAAAAAACAACAAAAGUAUUUCGAUUUAGUCGGUGCCACCACACCUUGAGUGCUUGCGCUUGAGGUGCGGCAUUAAGGUUACUUAGAGAAUUCUUGUAGACGUGAUUUUGUAUCGUAGUGAUUCUGACAACAACUUAGUCGUUAAUUUAGUUCCUAUUCGAACUAAGCCAAGACAGACGGACGAAGCAGCCGCAGUUUGUUUUGUUCUUCAAUUUGUUUCGUUUUUAAUCAUUUGAUUUAUGCUGUACAUUAUCGACGCCCUAUUUCAAUAAUCAUGACAUAUUACAAACAAUACCAAACAAAGACCCGCUGCCCCCCAGGGGUAGCAAAAAAAUUGCAUUAAAAAAAACAAUAAAAGCUAAUAAAAACAACCAAA
Messenger RNA from Drosophila bipectinata, 2610 nucleotides. RefSeq names its product proton-coupled amino acid transporter-like protein CG1139. NCBI's taxonomy places the organism in Eukaryota, Metazoa, Arthropoda, Insecta, Diptera, Drosophilidae. Gene Ontology annotation, biological process: amino acid transmembrane transport. Gene Ontology annotation, molecular function: L-amino acid transmembrane transporter activity. The record is from RefSeq and is a predicted model, not a curated record.